AUGGUGAAAAAUAUGGACUUGGAGGAGGGCAAGAAGCAUUACUGCAUCCGUGGCAAGCAUGUAGUCAUUAUUUGUAUUACCGUAGUUGUCUGCUCUUUGGCAGUGGGUCUUGGGGUGGGUCUCUCGAGGCCUGAGGCGACCUCAACGGCCACAGAGUCUCCACCAGCACCUACGGCAGACCCGACACAGACUCCUGAACCUAGCAGAGGGCCCUGCAAACCUUCUACUGACAGUAGCGGUGAUUGGAAGAACUUCCGUCUGCCCGACUAUGUCAAACCGAUCCAUUACGACUUGCUGCUGGAACCAGACCUCAUGGAUGAUACUUACAAGGGCACAGUGGAGAUUCAAUUAGAAGUCAGCAAGCCGACACGUCAUCUAUGGCUCCAUAUCAGAGAGACUUUUGUCACUGAAAAGCCCAGAUUGAAGUUGCUGGGCAGGCAGGGUGUGCAGAAGCAUGUGUCAAUUGAGAGUUGCUUUGAAUAUGAGCCGCAGGAAUAUGUGGUGGUGGAGGCUGCAGAGGAGCUACGUAAAACUGGUCCUGGGGAAGUGUAUGUGCUCAGUUUGGAUUUUCAAGGGUGGCUGAAUGGAUCCCUGGUGGGAUUUUAUAGAGUUAUUUACACUGAAGCUGGAGUCACCAAAAAGAUUGCCGCGACUGAUCAUGAACCAACAGAUGCCAGGAAAUCCUUUCCCUGCUUUGAUGAACCAAACAAAAAGGCCACCUAUAAAAUCACCAUCAUUCAUGAUGAUAAUUAUGAAGCUCUGUCCAACAUGCCACUUGAGAGUGCCCCUGAACUUCUGUCUGGCAAUAAAAAGAGGACCGCUUUCCAAAAGUCCGUUCCAAUGAGUACUUAUUUAGUAUGUUUUGCCGUGCACCAGUUCAAGCAUGUGGAGAGAAAAUCUGCCAGAGGAAUUCCUUUGAGAAUUUACACGCAACCAAGUCAGUUACCAACCGCCGAAUAUGCAGCAGACACAACUAAAGUCAUUUUUGACUACUUUGAGGAAUACUUCAAUAUGAACUACUCCAUCUCAAAACUGGAUAAAAUAGCUAUCCCUGACUUUGGCACUGGUGCAAUGGAAAACUGGGGACUCAUCACCUACAGGGAGACCAACUUACUGUACGAUAGCAACCAAUCAUCCUCAUAUAAUAAGCAGAGAGUUGCAAGUGUUAUUGCCCAUGAGCUGGUACACCAGUGGUUUGGGAAUAUUGUGACUAUGGAUUGGUGGGACGAUCUCUGGCUUAAUGAAGGCUUUGCCAGCUUCUUUGAGUACAUCGGUGUGGAGAAAGCAGAGCCCACCUGGGGAAUGCGAGACAUCAUGAUCAUCAGUGAUGUGCUUCCUGUCAUGGUGGACGACGCUCUCCUAUCGUCCCAUCCGAUUAUUGUUAAUGUGUCGACUCCCGCGGAAAUCACAUCAGUGUUCGAUUCUAUAUCAUACAGCAAGGGCGCUUCCAUCCUCAGGAUGCUGGAGGACUGGAUGGGUAAAGAUCUGUUUAGAGAUGGCUGUCGGAAAUAUUUAAAAGACUAUUACUUCAAGAACGCUAAAACCAGCAACUUCUGGGAUUCUCUAGCCGAUGCUAGCGGGUUUCCAGUUGGAGAGGUAAUGGAGACUUGGACAAAGCAGAUGGGUUAUCCAGUGGUGGACUUGACUUUCACAAAUACAGAGGCAAAAUUGAAGCAAAGUCGUUUCCUCCUGGAUCCCAAUGCUGACGCCAACCAACCUCCUUCACCCCUUGGUUACAAAUGGACCAUCCCAAUCAAGUGGCAUUCUGUGAAGAGCAAUAAGAACAUGUCAGACUUGUUCAACAUGUCUAGCGCAGAGCACAUCCUAAAGAACUACUCACCUUCAGAAGACGGUUUGCUGAAGAUCAACAAUGAUCAUAUAGGAUUCUAUCGAGUUAACCAUGAUGACCAGAUGUGGAACACCAUUAGCGAACAGCUUCAAGACACUCACUUGGAGUUUGAUGCCGCUGAUCGCGCAAGCUACAUUGAUGAUGUCUUUGCUCUAGCGAGGGCAGACAAGAUAGAUUAUGGCAAUGCCUUCAACCUUACAAUGUAUCUAAAUAACGAGACUUAUUACAUUGUGUGGGACCGUGUAGCCUCCUCUAUUGCCUAUGUUCGGGACAUGCUAUCAGGAAAUGAUGCUCUCUAUCCAAAGUUUCAGAAACUGUUCCGUAGUCAUGUAAAAAAAAUUUCAUCUGAACUAGGAUGGGAUGAUGUCGGAACACAAACAAACAGGUUACUGCGGGAGAUUGUGCACAGUAUUGCUUGUCAAAUGGGAAAUCAGGAUGCAUUAAAUAACGCCUCAGACCUUUUUAACCAAUGGAUUGAUGGAACUCUCAGAGAUAUACCAGUGAACCUAAGGUUGUUAGUCUAUCGUUACGGCAUGAAAAACGCAGGCAAUGAGGCAAAGUGGACAAUCAUGUUUGAGAGGUACAAAAAUACCGGCUUGGCACAGGAAAAGGACAAGUUGCUAUACGGACUGGCGUCUGUUCAGGAUAUAAAACUUCUUUGGAGACUCCUCGAAGCCUCUAAAGAUGAGAGUGUGGUGAGGAGCCAGGAUCUGUUUACUCUGGUUAGAUACGUGUCCUAUAACCCGAUGGGUCAGAGCAUGGCCUGGGACUGGACUACACUCAACUGGGAAUACCUGGUUAAAAGAUACACAAUCAAUGACAGGAGCCUUGGUCGCCUUUUGAAAAGCCUCUCCGUUAAUUACAACACAGAGCAACAACUGUGGAAGAUGGAGCAUUUCUUCAGUCUCACUCCUGAUGCUGGUGCUGGAGUGAUUCCAAGACAGCAAGCACUGGAGACCGUCAAAAAUAACAUUAAAUGGAUCCAAGCGAAUGAGAAUGAGAUACAAAUGUGGCUAGAGAGAAAUGUCCUCUAA
Molecule: messenger RNA, 2883 nt
Organism: Nerophis lumbriciformis (worm pipefish)
Lineage: Eukaryota; Metazoa; Chordata; Actinopteri; Syngnathiformes; Syngnathidae
Source: RefSeq, a predicted model, not a curated record